AUGCGGGCGGCAGCCGAGCCUAUUUGGGAGCAUUAUUUACCUCCUGGAAGCGAUAUGAUCGGCACGAUCCAGUCUGGGCCUCGACCUAACGUCAGAAUGGAGUUGGAAUUAUUUUCACGCCUAUAUGGUUUCAAACAAGAGGAGUCCUCUGAUGAGGAUGAAAACGAUCUGGCAACGGAGCUGAAAGCUUUCCAACGCUUGGAAUGCUGA
Molecule: messenger RNA, 210 nt
Organism: Penicillium taxi
Lineage: Eukaryota; Fungi; Ascomycota; Eurotiomycetes; Eurotiales; Aspergillaceae
Product: HNH endonuclease-domain-containing protein
Exons: 1
Coding region: 1-210 (69 amino acids)
Source: RefSeq, a predicted model, not a curated record